AUGGUGUCGGAAGGGGUUUAUUCUUUUUGCUCAUCGCUGAUGUCAGAUUCUCUUCUUCCUUCAUCGUGUUCAUCGUUUUCUUGUUCAUAUUUGAGUCUCCAUCGGCGACAGAUAUUCAGAAUCAACAACAUUUGUGCAUCACUUCGAUCAAAUAACAAAAAACCAAGUUUUGAAGCCAUCAACUCCAAAUUGUCCAUGGAACUGGAAAACUUCCAAAUAGAUGGAAGGUUGGAAAGUUAUUCUUGUAAGAUGGCUGGAAGUGAUAAAAGGCUUUAUAAAGCCAUUAGCAGUGAUGGUGGUUUCUCACCGAAUGACCUGCAGGCACUCUCUCCACCCCAGAGUGUUUCUUCACAAAGUCCAAACCAGUUCAAUUCUCACAGUCUCAGUGAUGGAGAAGGCCACUUGUGUGAUACAAUUUCAACUAAAACUUUGUUUUAUCUCAUCUCAACAUUAAAUGCUUCUUUCCAGCCGGACUAUGACUUCAGCAAAGCCAAGAGCGAAGAAUUCAGCAAAGAACUCUCAGUCCAGUGUGUGGUGAAUACUAUAGAUUGUCAGUUGGCAGCCAACAUUGGUGAUUGUUAUACAUUAUUUAAACAACAACUUUGGGCUGCUAUUGAUGAAGAAAUCUGCCUUACAGACUGUGAUGUAUUCAGCUAUAACCCAGAUCUCGCAUCUGACCCUUAUGGAGAAGAGGGAUGCAUUUGGUCUUUCAAUUACUUUUUCUACAACAAGAAGUUGAAAAGAAUUGUCUUUUUCACUUGUAGAGCAACCAGUUGGCCAAUGUCCUGCAGUGAUUCUGAACUUUGUGGUGGUAUUGGAUUUGCAGACGAUUUGACCAUGGCUGAAGAUGGUGAAAUGUACUGA
Molecule: messenger RNA, 864 nt
Organism: Acanthosepion pharaonis
Lineage: Eukaryota; Metazoa; Mollusca; Cephalopoda; Sepiida; Sepiidae
Source: the annotation of a GenBank genome assembly